This is a messenger RNA of Pseudomassariella vexata, 750 nucleotides long. RefSeq lists its product as uncharacterized. The record is from RefSeq and is a predicted model, not a curated record. The annotation marks the transcript as partial. The transcript has a single exon. Lineage: Eukaryota; Fungi; Ascomycota; Sordariomycetes; Amphisphaeriales; Pseudomassariaceae.
AACCCGGACAAAACCAGCCAAACGUUACAAAUCAUCCAGGCCUGUUUUCUCGCGCUCGCAACAUGGAACGUCAUCGAGAUGAUACCCUCCGUGCUGUUUACCUUCAAGCGCCGUGGCGGCCUCUACUUCUGGAGUAUCGUCACCUCCAACUUGGGUAUAGGCCUCUCGUCCAUCGUCUUCUUCAUCAAUAACUUCCGGCUCUCGCCUAACAUCUUGGUGCCGUCCGUGUUCGGAAUCAUUGGUUGGAUAAUGAUGGUUACGUCACAGUCACUCGUGUUGUACUCGAGGUUACAUAUGCUAUACUUCGACAUGCGGACACUUCGCUGCGUUCUGGUAAUGAUCAUUUGGAACGCUAUAACACUGCACUCUAUCGCCGCCGUUCUGACCAUCGGCGCCAACUCACACGCGGCGGAAAAGUUCCUCUUCGCAUAUAGCGUCUUCGAAAAGAUUCAAGUCACCUUGUUCUUUAUCCAGGAAUCCAUAAUCUCGGGGCUGUAUCUAUGGAAGUCCUUUAGCUUCCUCGGCUUCCAGGAAUACCACGAGAGAACGGCAGCCGAAGUCAAGGGGAUUCUACAGUACCUGAUAUUUGUCAAUAUCGUGGUUAUUCUGCUGGAUAUCAGUGUCCUAGUCCUCGAAUUCCUUGGGCUGUACCUUGUUCAGGUUACCUGCAAAGUCUUCGCCUACAGUGUAAAGCUCAAGUUGGAGGUUAGCAUUCUGAAUCGCUUGGUCGAUUUUGUCAACCGAACGAGA